Molecule: messenger RNA, 780 nt
Organism: Cydia pomonella (codling moth)
Lineage: Eukaryota; Metazoa; Arthropoda; Insecta; Lepidoptera; Tortricidae
Exons: 1
Coding region: 1-780 (259 amino acids)
Source: RefSeq, a predicted model, not a curated record
AUGGCGCUAUACGGGGCACCGAUAUGGGCUGGGAGGCUUAAUGACGAAACAAAGGCCCUCCUCCGAAGGCCUCAGAGGGUCAUUGCGCGGCGCAUAAUUAGAGGGUACUCGACCAUAGGACACGCAGCCGCCUGCGCUCUCGCCGGUAUCCUGCCAUGGGACCUAGACGCCAGACUAUUGGCAGAGAGAUAUAAUCAGAGGAUGGAGCUACGCAUCGCCGAUGAACGACUGGCUCCUCAAGAGCUGGAGGCUCGGCUUGCGGCAGCAAAAAAGAGAGAAAGAGAUCGGUGGAAAAGCCAGCUAGAGGACGAGCCAUAUGGCACGUAUACAAUAGGGGCGCUCCUCCCGUCCUUCGAUAGCUGGCUGGACCGUAAAAGUGGGAUCUUGACCUACAGGCAAGUACAGGUAAUGACUGGACACGGCUGCUUCGGUCAUUACCUGUACACAAUACAGAGGGAGCCUUCGCCAGUCUGUCAUCACUGCGGGUACGAGGAUGACACGGCACACCACACAACGGUGGAAUGCCCAACAUGGGCCCCGGAGAGGCGGGAACUAGAAUUGGUCCUGAACGUGGAUGAUCUCUCGCUGCAUAACAUAGUAGCAAGAAUUUUGGUCAGUGAGAGAUCCUGGGAGGCGUUUAAUAACUUCUGCGAACAAGUUAUAAGAAAGAAAGAGGAAGCGGAGCGGAUGCGGGAAGAGAGAGCUGAUGCGCACCCGCUUCGACGCAGACGGAGGGGAACAAGGCAAAGGCAAUUCGUCAAUGCCUUGAUUCCUCAGUAG